Fraxinus pennsylvanica is the source of this 1071-nucleotide messenger RNA. Lineage: Eukaryota; Viridiplantae; Streptophyta; Magnoliopsida; Lamiales; Oleaceae. The record is from the annotation of a GenBank genome assembly.
AUGGAUCUUGAUUUGUCACCCAAGUUGGCCAAGAAGGUGUACAGCGGAGACGGCGGCGCGUACUAUGCAUGGUGCCCAAAUGAACUGCCGAUGCUACGUGAAGGCAAUAUAGGCGCUGCAAAACUUGAUCUCGAGAAAAAUGGCUUGGCUAUGCCUCGUUACUCUGAUUCCGCCAAGGUUGCUUAUGUCCUUCAAGGCAGUGGAGUGGCUGGAAUUGUUCUUCCAGAAAAAGAAGAAAAGGUGCUUGCAAUUAAAAAGGGUGACGCCAUUGCACUUCCUUUUGGUGUUGUCACCUGGUGGUACAACGAACAGGACACUGAACUUGUCAUCCUGUUCCUUGGUGAUACCAAAACAGCCCACAAAGCUGGUUCAUUUACCGACUUCUUUUUAACAGGGUCUAAUGGCAUCUUCUCUGGAUUCUCGACCGAGUUUGUUAGUAGGGCAUGGGACUUGGAAGAGAGUGUUGUAAAAACCCUUGUUGGACAGCAGUCGGGUAAAGGUAUUGUGAAGGUUGACACGGACUUCAAAAUGCCUGAGCCCAAGGCAGAGCACCGCAAUGGAAUGACACUAAAUUGUGAGGAAGCUCCAUUGGAUGUGGACAUUAAGAAUGGGGGAAAGGUUGUUGUUUUGAACACAAAGAAUUUGCCGUUGGUUGGUGAGGUUGGACUUGGGGCUGAUCUUGUGAGGUUGAACGGAAGUGCUAUGUGUUCUCCGGGCUUUUCUUGUGAUUCUGCUUUGCAGGUCACUUACAUUGUUAGGGGCAGUGGCCGUGCUCAGGUUGUUGGUGUUGAUGGUAAACGUGUAUUGGAAACAACGGUUAAAGCUGGGAAUCUUUUCAUUGUUCCAAGGUUCUUUGUGGUUUCAAAGAUUGCUGAUCCUGAUGGUUUGGAGUGGUUCUCUAUCAUCACAACUCCCAAUCCUGUUUUCACUCAUUUAGCUGGGAGGACUUCAGUCUGGAAGGCAUUGUCCCCCCAAGUGCUCCAGGCAUCUUUCAAUGUUUCUCCUGAUGUAGAGCAGAAAUUCAGCUCGAAGAGGAAGGCUGAAGAAAUCUUUUUCCCACCACCAAAUUGA